This is a messenger RNA of Oryzias latipes (Japanese medaka), 3819 nucleotides long. NCBI's taxonomy places the organism in Eukaryota, Metazoa, Chordata, Actinopteri, Beloniformes, Adrianichthyidae. The record is from RefSeq and is a predicted model, not a curated record.
UUGUCCGGUAGGACGGGACCAGCAGUCGCCACACAGCCCCGCGUGCCUGACCGCAAGACUACUUCCUGGAUCAAAGCACGGGACGUUUCCAGCACCAACCUCCGUGAUAAUGACUUCAUAAUGACCACGUGCGAUCAAUAACAAUAUUGACCCCCCCCCCUCCUGUAGUUAAUGACAGCGAUUGAUCGCCGAUCGCCCCUCCGGACUUGGGGAAUGUGGCUUCCCGGACGCCCGCAGCAGCAGCAGCCGCGCAGGAGUCGGAGCUCAGCUCCCGCAGCGCCGCGUUAACGUGUUCGUUCCUGGAAGCAGACAGCGGCGUCCCCGCAGCCAUGAGGCGCGGAACCGGGUCCUUCUGACCGAACCCCGUGACCGCCGCGGCGCUCCCCCCGAUGCUCUGCCUGCGUGUCAACUUCGUCCCGGCUGCGGCGCCGAGGCUGUGAUUCUUUUCAUUAUCAACCAGAGGAGGAGGAAGCAGGACGCGGCGCUCGAACUUCUCUCUGCUUGUGAUUUUUCCGCCUCCUGUCUCUCGAUGAGCAGGCUAACAUGCGGAGAACCCGGGAACCGAGUUACUGGUGGAUUUUAUCCCUCUUCUGUGUAACGGUGCCGUGCCAGCCCGUUGUAAUGGGUGACCAACCUCUCUUAACUGGACGCCCCCAUUCAGGAAUCACAGGGGUAAUGAGGGAGAGGAGGACAGCUGGUGACCCCUACUGGUCCUAUUCAGGGAGCCAUGGACCCCGAGGCUGGGCAGCUUUAUACCCCGAGUGUGCUGCCAAUAACCAGUCACCUGUGGAUAUCGUAGACGAGCAGUCUGUGCCUUCAGAUGAGUACCUGGAGCUGGUCUUGGACCGAUUCUACGUUGAUUCCUCCAACCAGACAACCAUGAAGAACACUGGAAAGACAGUUGCUGUGCUCCUGAAGGAUGACUACUUUGUGAGAGGAGCUGGACUGCCAGGCCGUUUUAAAGCUGAGAAGAUGGAGUUUCACUGGGGCCAGAGUAACGGGUCAGCAGGCUCAGAGCACAGCAUCAACGGCAGAAGGUUCCCAGUAGAGAUGCAGAUCUACCUUUACAAUUCAGACGACUUUGACAGCCUCACUGCUGCCAUCAAGGAGAGACGCAUCAUCGCUGCCAUGGCUGUCUUCUUUGAGCUCGGACAAAAAGACAACCCGGCGGUGGAACCAAUCAUCCAGGGAUUGAAAGGAGUGGUGCAUCAUGAAAAGGAGACCAACCUCCGGCCGUUCGUCCUGAGGGAUCUGCUGCCAUCGUCCGUGGACAGCUAUUACCGAUACACCGGCUCUUUGACCACUCCCCCCUGCAGCAAGGUGGUGGAGUGGAUCGUCUUCUCCAGGCCGGUGUAUCUGUCCCACUCACAGCUGGAAGCGUUUUACUCCAUCUUCACCACGGAGCAGCAGGACCACGUCAAGUCUGUCGAGUACCUGAGGAACAACUUCCGACCUCUGCAGGACCUGGCCCAAAGGAAGGUUUUUAAGUCUGCCGUGAGGGACGCAUGGCAGAGGGAUCUGACCGAGAUCCUGGGAAGUCCUCACAGCACUGACGCCGCAAGAGCAUGUAGCAGUGCCCCAGUGAGCAUGAAGAUCCAGCCACUGAACCAGACGGCCUUGAUGGUGAGCUGGGAACGCCCUCUGACAAUCUACCACCCCCCCAUCACCGGCUACAUGGUGUCCUAUAGCUGGGUGAAGCGGGACGUUGCAGAUGAAAAGACCUUUACCAAAACGGGGGACCAGAGAAUGAAAGCAGUCAUUACUAAUGUGUCUCCUGACGUCCUGUACCUGUUCAGAGUGCAGGCGGUAUGUCAGCAUGACCUGCGCAGUGACUUCAGCCAGACGCUGUUGUUCAGAGCAAAUACAACCAGAAUCUUUGAAGGCUCUCGCAUUGUGAAGACGGGGAUGCCCACUAUUUCUCCAGCUUCCACGGCAGACAUGGCUCCCAUCAGCUCGGGUUCCUCCACUUGGACCUCCUCUGGUAUUCACUUCUCCCUCGUGUCCAUGGCAACUGGAAUGGGUCCCUCCUCUAGUGGCAGUCAGGCCACAGUGGCUUCCGUUGUGACCAGCACCUUGCUGGCAGGUUUGGGGGUCGGUGGAGGGGUCAUUUCCUCUCUGCCGAGUUCUGUCGGGCCCACUCGGGCCCCUCAAGCCACUCAGAAGCCAACACACCCAUCCAGCACACAGCAGACGGCAUCCGAGGGGGCUGACACGGACAAGCCAUCGGAGGAUAAAAAGGCUACAGAGGAGGACAAGGAAGAGGAGGAUGAAGGGGAAGGGGAGCAAGAAGAAGAAGAGGAUGAAAGGAAGAGAAAGACCAAGAAUCCCCCUGAUAUAGUGGAGAAACAAGCAAACGGCACUGUGGCUGAGGAGCCUUUGGUCCUGACUCCUUCCUCCACAACCGAAGACAUUGAGAACCGAGAUGUUGAUCGGAUGAUGAACACUGAGAGGAAACCCACAGAAACAAACCAAGUCUCUACCCAGGACUUCCAAAACAACACUGCAGAGAUGCAGAUCCCUGAGAGCACCACCCUCUCUCCAAAGAUGGGUGCUGAUGGGAAAAGUCGCUGGCCGUUCUCCGUCUACACCGAUCCAACCGUCUUGUCCAACGGGACGCGGAGCCCCCACCCCAGCAUGGGCCGGAUGGUGUGGAUCGUCCCCCUGGUGGUGGUGUCGGCCCUCACGCUGCUGUGCCUCAUCAUGCUGCUGGUUGUGAUGGUUUACUGGAGGAAGUUUUUCCAGACGGCGCAUUUCUAUGUGGAGGAAAGCAGCUCUCCAAGGGUGGUGGCCAAUGACAACAUCCCCGUCAUCCCCAUUCCAGAUGACAUGGAGGCCGUCCCCGUCAAGCAGUUUGUGAAGCACUGCAUGGAGCUCUACAAAAACAACAUGCAAGGCUUUGCUGAGGAGUUCGAGGAGGUCCAGCGCUCCACGGCUGACUUGAAAAUCACAGCAGAGCAUUCAAAUCAUCCUGACAACAAGCACAAAAACAGAUACAUCAACAUCAUGGCCUAUGACCACAGCAGGGUGAAGCUGCGAGCUCUGGCGGGAAAAGACGCCAAACACUCAGAUUACAUCAACGCCAACUACGUGGACGGUUAUAAUCAGCCCCGAGCGUACAUAGCGGCUCAGGGGCCCCUCAAGUCCACGUUUGAGGACUUCUGGAGGAUGGUGUGGCAGCAGAACACGGAAAUCAUCGUCAUGAUCACAAACCUGGUGGAGAAAGGAAGAAGGAAGUGCGACCAGUACUGGCCAACGGAGAACAGCGAGCAGUACGGCAACGUGGUGGUGACGCUGAAGAGCACCAAAGUGCAGGCCUGCUACACAGUGAGGCACUUCCUCAUCAGGAACACGAAGGUCAAAAAGUGUCAGAAGGGAAACCCUAAAGGGAAGCUGAACGAGCGCGUCCUGGUCCAGUUUCACUACACGCAGUGGCCGGACAUGGGGGUUCCAGAGUACACCCUGCCCGUCCUCACCUUCAUCCACCGCUCGUCUGCAGCUCGGACCGCAGACUCGGGCCCGGUCCUGGUGCACUGCAGUGCAGGGGUCGGCCGCACGGGAACGUACAUCGUCAUCGACAGCAUGCUGCAGCAGAUCAAGGACAAAGGCACCGUCAGCGUCCUGGACUUCCUCAAACACAUACGCACACAACGCAACUACCUGGUCCAGACCGAGGAGCAAUACGUUUUCAUUCACGACGCUCUGACGGAGGCCAUCCUCAGCCGAGAGACGGAGGUUCCCGCCUGGCAGCUGCACAGCUACGUCAACAGCAUCCUCACGCCAAGCGCCGGCGGCCGCACGCGGCUUCAGAAGCAGUUUAGG